AUGAGUGAGCGAGAUACUCCAAAGAAGACCGUCAACAAAGGAAGAAGGCAAAAACCUUUGUCUGUGAAUGAUUUUUGCAGGUUGUGUAAAUGUCCUUUGAAAUUGAAAUUCGGAAAUUUUGAGAAAACCUCAUACGUAUCUUCUGAACAGCUUUUCAAGCCACCAUAUAGGAAAGAUUGUAGUGAGAAGACUUUGUGUGAACUGCUGACGGAGUUAAAUAUAUUCGUUGAAAGGAAAGCAGAGUUAUCUGAACGGGUUUGCAAAUCUUGUGGUCGGAAAAUACGCAAUGCAAACGGCCUGUUUGCGUGGAUAAUUUCUUUGGUCAACGUGCCUAAUUUUGACGAUGAAAACCCUGGCAGAGAGAAACGACUAUUACCGACAACAGUAGAUAGCCCUGAACGCAGUCCGCAAGCAAAAAAACAACCGAAACCUUCAAUCGAAAGAAGAAGAUGCGCCAAAAAAUCAUUGUUUUCAAACGACAAUAUUAGGGAUUCAGAAUCAAAAACAACCGAAGGUGAUGCCGACGAAAAUAAUGAAAAAGAUGAUGGCGCUGCCGAUAAUUUUCUAGCGGCAAUGAACAUCGAACAGCUUGUUCACCAAAAAACGACCACCCAAGUAAAAGUUGUCAUUGCUAGUCCCAAUGGUCGGGUGCAGAAAAGCCAUGAAUUUGAUGACAUAACGAAAUCGUUAAUAGUAAACGUCGUGAAUAAAAAAUGGAAAACUGUUGCGAACGUAUUUUACAAACAUCCAUGUUUGCGAAAGGAAUUGUUUGAGCCACUGAGAAAAGCAGUUGCCGCUGAAUUUAAGAUGUAUUGCAGCAAUAGUUCGGAAUCAAUGAUGAAACAGAAUAGUCCUGAGGACUUGGAAUCAUUUUCGAACAAGUUUUUAGUUAAUGAGGUGCGACAAUCGUGUCCACUUUGGAUGGCUUGUGUGUCGGGCGCAUGCAAUGCUAUAAACUCUGAAAUGAAAGUAAAAGAAAUCAACGCGAUUGCUUUGGCCUCCGCCGUCGCAGCCCGAUGUCGAAAUCAAAAGAUGUCAGCAGUGGCAUAUCGCAUUUCUUCUCUUCUAAUUCAUAGCGGUACUAAAUACAAUGACAUUCGGCGUUUGAAUAAACUUUCUGUUUGCAUGUCUCCUGAAAUGAUUAUCGAGAUGGAAAGGAAAAUGGGCGAAAGCUGCGAAAGGUUCUUGUUUGGAAGAAAGAGAUCGAAAACAACCGAAAAGCCAUGCUACUUCUGGGAGAAACAAAGGAAAAACAAGUCCGUGUGCCAAACGAGGAUGAUAUGGAAGUUGAAUCUACAGUAUGUUUUUCUAAGGAAACAGUAUCCGAUUAUACAACAUUUGCUACUGACACUUAUAAUCAUUGCAAGGAAGUGCUAAAAGCAGUUGCUAACAGCGAUUGCACUAUCAACGAUGACCAUUUGGUAGAAGCAAUAAACCUUUUGUCAUGCGAAAAGCUUCCAUUGUACAAGUAAGUAAUUGUCACUUUUAUUUCGACUUGUGUUUAGAAAACAAACGAAUUAUAAUAUAAAUGUACACUAAUUGUGUACUCUAUCAAUUAUACGCCAGCGAAAAAUGUUCCUUUUAUAAUAUUUGUUUUUGUGACAUGUAUAUAAAUUAGUUUAUUGCAAAGCGUUAUAUUUCUAUUUUUAAAUCGUACUCUGAAGCAUACAAAGAAUCUAUUAAUGUUUAUUUAUGUUAUGUUAUUUGUAAACAUAACAUACGAUUUCUAAAAAUAGGGCACAAUUUUCAACACAUUUCGAAAUGUUUUAUCACUUUUAUGGUUGUUCAUCUGUGGACUCUAUGCGGGAGUAGCAAAAACAAUAUGGGCCUAAUGCCUAUGAGUCAAAAAGAAAGCCUAUGCGUUUUGGAAAUGUCAUUAUAAUAGAAUUUUUGUUUUAAUUUUUUUGUGUAGAUUAGUCGGUGACAACAUUGACAUUAAUAUUCAAGCAAAGAUUCAAAGUCAGACACAUACAAACCGUUCCAUCCAUUGGACCCAACAGUAUGCAAUCCGAAAUCGCAUAAACGAGCCAUCAUUUGACACGAAAAGUCCACAGAUACCCUUAAAAGACAUCGACUUAAUCCAGUUGCUGCCUGAUAAAAAAGUCCAGCAAAACCUAAAGAUGAGAUGGGCAUCGUUGGUGGGGAGGGUUAUUUGCAAAUACUUGGCAAAGUUCAAACACUUAAACAGUGUUGCUGUGUACCAUAUCAAUCAUGCAUAUAUUUAUAGUGCAGUCUUGGUAUCAGUUUCUCCAACUCCAAUGUGGCAAGUGAGAUUGCACAGCUGCUCCAAGUAAAUCAAAAGAAAUACAUUCCAAACUGCACUAUUUCUGAUGAAAAGAUCAUUUUAGAAACUGUGCCACUGCAUGGGGACCAACUAUUUGAAGAGAGGGCAAGGAAUACAAAAUGGACCUAUCAGGAUGGUGAUAAUGCCUGGGAUCGAAUUGAUGGAAUUUCUACCGAGUUUGCAGAUUGGCAUGCAAAACUUAACUUGUUCAUGGUUAGUUGUCAUAAAUACAAAGCUACUAUAUUUGUUUAUGUUUAGUGAGAGCCUGAGAGGUAGGAUUAUGGUAUUUAAAGUUUAUCUGAAAAAGCCUUUAACUAUGUACCACCAUGGCUGUGCAUUUAUCUUCAUGACCAAAUGUAAUUGCCAUUAGUGCCAAGUGUUUACCGUACUCUUUACAACAUUGGUGUAUUAUCUAGUAACACAAAUGGAUGGUUAUAUAUAGUUGACUGGUUAACCUACUUAGUGUAGAGUUAGCAUUUUUUUCAGAGAUUGAACCAUAAUCGAUAGGUAAAAUUGUGUGGCUUAUUAGCAAUGCAAAUUAUCCUUAUUUAGGUUGAGUUUGACACAUUCACUAAUCACUCUUCAGUAUCUGAGAUUGGCACUUCCCGAGCUAGCAUGAACAGAUCGAACAAGACAAAUGCAAGUAAAGGUGUUGAAAAUCAUUACAAUGAGUAUAAAGAUUUCCAUCGAUGUGAAGUGGAGGCACAUAUAUGUGCAUCAUUCAUGAAAAUGUCUGAGAUGUCAAAUAUGGAUGGUAAGGAUGAUACUUGGGUACAGUACAGUUGUAUAACCCAUAAGUAUAUAUAUAUAUAUCAGGGGCGGAUCCAGAUCGAUGCCAACGAUGCGAAUGCAUCGGUCAAAAUUGAGAAAUCAUGUUGCUUGAAAUAAUAUGUCGUCAAUACUUAGUCAAGCACUCAGUAAUAGAAUAUCUUUGAAUCUCUCCAGCUAUCAAACUGCAAAUAUUUGCUUAAACUUGACUCCAUGUGACUGUCCAUGUCGGGAAUACACUAUUUAGGAUGAAAUCCAAUUUAAAUUGUCUCAAUAACAGUCGAAAUUGUGAAAAUAAGUCCAAUAUGCGACGUGCGAUCGCAAAAGUAUUUUCUGUUAUUUACUUUUUAUUUUGCGACACUUAAGCGUGAAUAAUUUCGCGACAAAAUAUAUUAUUUUUUACCGCAUCCUUUGACGUCACAGUAGAAAGCUGAUGCAUCACCUACGUCACGGUAGAUUUUGUUUGCAUCGAUUUUCAGCCAUUUUGCAUCAGUGAAUGCAUCGGUCCCGAGUCCUUUUCCGCGUAAAAUCUACUGUGACAUCAUCAAAUCUAUUGUUUUAAAGCCCUACGUCACGGUAGAUUAGUCCGCUGAGCGAUGCAUCGCAUGCAGAUUGCGGGCGCUUGCAUCAGUUCACUGAUGCAAAUUUCAAAAUCAAAAUCUACUGUGACGUAACGAGGCAUUCGAUUCAAGUCAUGGCGGCAAGGAUAUGCAAACACAUAGGCAAAUGAACAAAUAAUGCGAAGAAAUAUCCCUCGAAUAUGAUGGAGAGCAAUUAAGUUACAGUCGAAUUAAUUACCAAGGUUUGGAAUGAAUUUGAUCUUUCAACUGAGCAGUGAGCACAAGAAUUGAAGUAUAUUUAUACUGUGAGAAUGUGAGAUGCCCACUACGGCCACUAGGGCUCUAAAGUAAGUGGAAUUUAUGUAUAUUUUACAUUGUAGUACAUUGUUAAUUGUUCAGUUCAAGAAGUGCAUAAAGUGGAAAAUUGGCUCCACAGUUAAUGUAGAUUUGUAUGUAUUUAUAACAUAAUAAUUAAAGUUUGUGUCUAUUUGAUACUGCUGUUCAUACCAGGAGGGGGGUUGUGAGGGGGGUGGGGGGAUGAGGUAGUUUGACAUUUUAGACAUUUUACAGUAUUUACAGAGAUUUGUUUGUCUGGAGGCAAACCAGCCCCAUUACCAAACUUGACAGCUUGCUUUACUGAGGCAAAUUUCAUCUCUGUUUACAUGGGAUUUAUAUAACCUGUGCCCAUGCAGACCUUCAUUUUUCUCACAGCUGGCGGGCAAAGAAAAAUGAAGACCUGAUAAAGUCGCAUGUUAUUAAAUGUUUGUGUCCUACAACUGCCUUUAUGGUUGUAACUCUGAUUGCCGGCUACUUCUAGCAUGAGUAUUCAUGCCAUAUUUAAUGUAUUUUUUUGAUAUUUUGGUUAGUGCUAUAUAUAAUUAAAUAAUGAUAGAUUAAAUAGUGAUUGUAACUAUAUUUAGCUUGUUGUUAAAUUAUGUGAAAUAAUUUGACAUUGCGCCUGGCACAUUUUGAUUGGAUACCGGUACUAAAAAUAAAACUUUGGUGUCGUUCAAGACUUGCAUCAGGCUCUGCAUGUACUGUAUGUAAUUACAAUGCAUAAUAAUAUUGCAGGUUAAUUAACCCAUUGAGUCGCAUUGCACCCUGAUGCACCCUAUUUUAGUAUUUUACUCUGUCUAACGCCAGAUGAUUUUACUCAUCAAGGGGAGAGCGCUGGCGCUUAAUGGGUUAAUGAGCUGGAUUUCUAAUAGUGAUGCAAUAUUGGUUAGAAAACAUUACAUUUCAUUUUAUAUGGAAAUGAGCUGGCAUGCCUCAUGACAAGAGUAUAAUUGCUUUGCACUGCCUGAGUUAUUGGGCAAUUACUGUACACUGGAUAUUUUGCAAGUUUACAAAGAUCAUUACCUGGGCGUGCUCGCCUACCAUAGUUUGGUACAUAUGCUUUGUCGGUGCAAAUAUCAUUUGAUAUAAGCUGUAUAUAUAUGUCAUUCUGUUGACAAAUUUUAAUCUUAGAAUGAUAAAAUGAUGGACGUUAUAAAUACUGUAUAUAACUGCAUGUAACUGGUGUAUAUAGGUUAUAAUUAUGAAAUUUGCUCACAAAAGUGGUAUAGAUUUAAUUAAAUUAUAUAUAUUUGUAGUGCUUAAUUCUCCCAAUACUAUGUUUUGGAUAACCAGCAUGGCUCUCUGAGGAUUACCAUUGAUAAGUGUACGGAUAUAUUUGACGAAGAUGUGCAUUUAUAUAGUAACACAGGGAAAAUAUUGAUCAAUAUUACUGCGCAGCCUUUCUACAUUGACAUCAUCUUAAAAGAGUACUAUAUUAAUAUAUUAGUUGAAAGGCAGGCAAAAGGGGACUGAUAGAAGACAUCUGAUGAUUCAAUUAUGUCAUCAUAUAUUGUUUAUCAUUGUACAGUUUGGUAGGUUCAUUUGACAAACAUUUUUCAACUAAGAUAGUUCAUUAAAUCAAUUUACACACAGUAUCACUAUAUAUAUAUAUAUAUAUAUAUAUAUAUAUAUAUAUAUAUAUCUAUUGAUUUAAAGUUUGGGGUCAUGUGUACCUAUAGUUAUACUUAUAGAAUUUUAAAACUCAGUGCUUGUCGUGUGUUAGUUUUACUGGUUUCCUGGUGACAGGGCAAUAUUCUCAGUAAUUUAGAGUGUGGGCUAGUCACCAUGCAAAUAUGCAAUUCACAUCAAAGGCAUCUAUUGCUAGGGGUGAAUAAAGUUGACAUACUGAUGCCAACAACACUGUCCAUACAGAGUAAGGUUAGCAGCAUAAGACAGAGUUGUAUAUAAAUAAGUUUACCAACUAGAGCACAAAAUACCUUUAUGCACCAUUCUAAUGCUAAAAAAGUUUACUCAUGGAACAUUGCAAAUUAGUGGAAAUGAAUAAGCCUCAGGGAAGGUGGUUAAGAAACCUAAUAACACUGUCUUUUGAGUCCAACAUUGCAACUAGUGGAUCACACUGUAUACACCUUUGUUACACGCAUGUGUGUAUUUGCGUUGUCGUGAUUUUUUGCCAAAAUGUUUUUCAAUAGAAAAGUUAAGGCUACAAGAAGCACAGUAGUAAGUACUGACUAUUUUUUAAUAGAGACUUAUGCACCGCUGCUGCUAGGUUCAAGUUUUUUACGUGCUUUCCAAAAAUGCAGCAAAUAAUUUUGUGACUCUGAUGUAUGAAUUGGAACAAAAGAGUUUGCUCAGAACGCAGGAAAUCGCAUUUCCGAGGUUCUAGAUUUCAAAAUUUCCCGGGGAGGAUACCCCCGGACCCCCGACAAUUGCGAGUUCUUAUGUAUGCAUCAGUCAGCUCAGGAGCUAGAUCCGCCCCUGUAUUAUAUGCUAUCUUAUUUUAAUAAAGAUGAACCUAAAUACGAUAUACCUGAUAGAGAUUCACCUAGAGAGGAUCAACGAAAAUGGUUUGUUGAAUUGUGCACAAAAUUUAUUGAAGAGUAUGUAACUGAAAGCAAAGAUGUUGACACUCUGGUGCAGCAGGUGGAACAGCUUGGACAGAGAAACACGACCCAACAGUACAUGUGCCGCGUGGAAGGGUGUAAUCAGAAAUAUGUUUUCCACUCAAUAAGAGUAAAGUAAGUGCAUGUAUGUCGAAGAAUCAAAGUUCCCAACUAUAUCUUAUAAAUUAAGGAACACUGUUGUUCCUAUAUCCCUUUCUCAUUUUUUUUCAGUGUUAGUUUACUCUGUUACUAGUGUGCCUUGCUUUCAUACUUUUCCAGUGCCACAAAAUGCUAUAGUACCUUAACUCGUUACUCACUAAUGAGUACAUAAGUAAGAUAUUCGGAAAUGAAAACUAUAUAUUUUCUACUAUAAAUUAUAUACUUUCUGUGACCUAAUUGACCUCAUCACCACACAAAAUUUGCUAUUUCUAAUCAUUUUUGCCAUAUUUUUUUGUUACAGACAUGAGGUUACAUGUCAUAAUGUCAUUUUCUCAAAAUAUGAAGCAAGUGAUGGUGAAAGAGAUGACUUUGGUUUUUACCAUUGUAGAUCCUCAUGUGGUUUUGUAUUCUCGAGCAAAACAACAAGGAACAGGUGUUGUUAAUAAUUUAUAACAUUCACAUAUAAGUCAGACCACUGAGGUUAUUUGUUUAAAGGGGCCCUACAGUCAUUUUUUAGUCGAAAAGCCACCUGAAGUAAUUGUUCACAUUUUUUUUGUUAUUGUUGCAACUUGACAUGCGCAAUACAGCAUGUAUGCGUUUUCCAUUGUGCGGAAGUACUCAUACUCAUGGAUACUGCAUGUAAGAUACAACCAAACGAAUCUCUGUGGAGUCCCCUACUUAAGGUGGCUUUUCAACUAAAAAAUGACUGUAGGGCCCAUUUAAAGUACAUUAUUAUGUACAAUAUUUUAAAAAUUGAUAACAUAUAUAAUAUAUUACAUAAUCUGUGUUAUAGGCAUGAAACUAAUAACCAUGGCCAGACCUACACAGAUGAUCAAGUCCUGAAACCACAUCAAAUGACUAAUCAAGAAGGAUGUGAAGAUCAUACAUACAACUACCAUAGGUCUAAGCUUACAUUUGGGCUUAUCUUGUUUGACUAUCAUGAUGCAAUUAAAGAAGGUGAUGGGGAGAGACUUUUUGAGAUCUAUAAGGUGUGUUUGUUAUUAUUCAAGGCUAACAAGAAAAGCAAAUAUGCAUAUGCUGUCUUCUUAUACCUUGUGAAGAUUGUUGCUAUCCUAUCUAAGAAAGAAGCACACAGCUUAAAAUGGAACAGAUUUUUUAAUAAGCAUGGUACGAAAGCAGGAAAUAUUCCUCUUGAUCUUAGAAUGGAACAGCUAAACAAGAUAGUGAAAACUAUGUGGAGAUCACUAGAGGCAAAUCUCAAUGAAACAUCAGCUGCCCGACUUGCAAAUACAGUUGAUGAAAUGGAACGAAUUUUGAACAGUGUAGACAAUGACUGUGGAAUUCAAUCAGCUGUUGGUUACAGAACACAAGGCAACCAAUUUGCUGCUGUACAACAAAUAACAAAAGAUUUGCUUACAAUUGGGGCAUUCACAUAUCAAGAAGGCAGACAAGGACAUCCAUCGUUUCCUAAAUUUCCACAUAGUCUGCUGGGAAGUUUGAAUUUCAAAGAUUUACGCUUAUGGAUGCUGGAACUUAUUAAAACCUGGGAACCUCUGUAUGAUCUAAAUAAGACCUAA
Messenger RNA from Paramuricea clavata, 8206 nucleotides. NCBI's taxonomy places the organism in Eukaryota, Metazoa, Cnidaria, Anthozoa, Malacalcyonacea, Plexauridae. The record is from the annotation of a GenBank genome assembly.